Messenger RNA from Epinephelus fuscoguttatus (brown-marbled grouper), 2804 nucleotides. RefSeq lists its product as uncharacterized. The record is from RefSeq and is a predicted model, not a curated record. Lineage: Eukaryota; Metazoa; Chordata; Actinopteri; Perciformes; Serranidae. The coding region runs from base 90 to 2804 and encodes 904 amino acids. The transcript is spliced from 21 exons.
CGGCCUGGAGAGUUCAUUCCCGCCACAAACUUCCUUAUAAACCACAAAUACAGGGACUCUGCUGUUACCAGUUUCCCACCUCUUGUGCCAUGGGUGGAAUAGUUGGAUUGGGGUGGUUUAUUCUCCUGAUAGCAGUUGGGAACAUAGAGGCACAAAAGAUGCCCCCUAUAAGUAUCAUCUCAAAAUGCCUGGGGAGCGUCAUGCGUGUGGACGUUGGUCCACUUGGAGGGAAUCUACUUGAAGUGUCUGCUGUCAUUAAUAACUCCGCAAUCCUUCUCACACCAAGUUUAGCUUCUCAGUGUGGCUUCAGGAUGAACAUGGACCAGCUGGGGAACGCCGUGAUUUAUGCUUCCCUUCAAAACUGCUUUGCUCAAAAUGUGGGCGAUGAAACGUUCACGACCAAAUUAAAUUUGCGACUGCACGGGAACCAGGUGGAUGAGGACGAGCUGUACGAGGUGGCUAAAACAUGCCACUAUACGGCCUGGGCCUCCAGGGAAAUUGUAUGUGACCGCGACUAUAUGGAGGUGUCUGUGAACAGGGCAGCUCCAGAUGAUUACGCCCUGCCUGAACAUCCCAUCCUAGGGGCUCAUUCAAAAUUUGGUGAUCCUCGACGAGCUGCUGAGAAGCAGCCCAUAGACGCAGGAUUCAGAAUCACAACCCUGGUGUUCUUCACCCCUGAGGAGAGGAUCAUGAAGGUGACCGAGGCCCAGCAACGCGGUUACGGCAUCUCAAACACCCCCACGAGGCUGGUUCUGCGAAGCCCAAAGACCUCACCUGAAACGUACACCCAGAAUGUAGCAGGGGUGCCCAUGACGGUGCUCAAAACCUCGACAAUAUUUGAAAAGAAGUGGCUGGUGACUCGAAUCGAUGCAGGAGCUGCGUGUCCAAGACUGGAGGGAAGUGUUUCCUUCACUCCAGACUCAAUCAGCUGGUUCCUGCCAAAGCACAUUGACCCGCUGAUCUCUGGCCAGUUCCAACUGUUAGAGGUGCACAUGGGCGUCGAUGGCAAGAGGCUCGACGCUGCUGAGAUGGCUGCCAGACAAUACUCACUGUCUGUAAAUGAUGUGUAUAUCGUUGUUGAAAUUCCAGUUGGGGCUGACGGUGGCCACUUCAAGAGUCAUGUUCAGGAUGGUCAGUACCUCACUACUUAUACGAUUGAGCCGAUGCUUGAGUUGCUCUGGACUGAAGACGCCACUCACGAGGACACAAGAUACAAAGUCCUCUUUCCUAUCACGACACCAUUAAUGUCUCAACCUCCGCAAGUUAUCGACAACACUGUUCCCAAGGAGCGGAUAUUUAAGGUGCUGCUCGGGCCUUUCGGCACUGAUGUGGCACUAAUGAACAUCACCCUCCCCUCUGAGGUUUUGUCAGUGGCGGACUGCAGUGUCAGAGGCUUUAAUGUCCUGGAACACAUGUCCCCUAACGGCAGCUCAAAGGUCUUUACACUUGAAGUGCCCUUCACGGACCAUGCUGUACUACAGAUGAGAGAUCAGGGGAUUACAGUCUACUCUCUACACCUGACCUUUGGCUUGCUGGUCCUACCAGAGUUUGCUCCAUUUUCUCUCAAUGCAUAUCUGGAGGCUAGAUUAGUAGACGUUGUUCCUCCCUCUGUCUCUGGUGGCUGUGAUUAUCAAAACUUCUACGUCCUGGUGAAGUAUGGAACCCACAACUUCCAGACCAUGGUUGGAAGACAGAUGUUGACCCCCAGGCUGGCUCAGGAGUACGGCCUCAUGGACAAUGGCACACACUUCAGUUUGACAGUACCAUUUUCUGCCUCCGACGUUGUGAUCGAGGCUGUUGAGUCAUCAUCCAUCAGGAGCAGGCUCGACGUGGCUCUGAGGAGUCCAGAAACCAACACAAAUAUCCAAGAAUUCUCUGUGGCUUGCAAUUUCAUCUCAACACUGACUGAAUGUUUCCCUAAUGGGACCAUGACGGCUCUGGCAAUGAAACUAGAGUCAGUUCCCAGUCUGAACCCCAGUCAGCUCACCCUCAAUGACCCCAGCUGUGGUCCCACCUACAGCAAUGACCACUACGCUUAUUUCGUUUUCACUGUGAACUCCUGUGGGACAACCAGAAAGUUUUUGCCAAACAUGAUGGUGUAUGAAAAUGAAAUCUCUCUGCCAGAUGAACUUAUAAUGAAAGGGGAAUCAAAGACGGAUGAGCCGGAGUAUGAGCUCAAGGUUUUUUGUUAUUAUGACAUCAACACAAACCACGCUGUGGCCUUCAACACCAGACCCCGCAGGAGUGAACCAUAUGCUGAAAAUGCAAGAGGGAAGCUGCAAGUUGCAAUAAGACUUGCUACGGACGACUCCUACAGCGCCUUUCACAGAGUGGAGGAUUAUCCAGUCGCACAGUACCUACAACAGCCGCUGUAUUUUGAGGUGGAGCUGAUGAAGUCUGCAAACCCUGACGUGUCCUUGGAGCUGAUGUACUGCUGGGCGACGCUGGACAGUGACAGGACGUCCCUACCCAAAUGGGACCUCAUUAUUGGCGGCUGUGCAAACCCAAGAGACCCACACCAGGUGAUCUUCCAUCCUGUUUGGCCUGAUGCCAGAGUUCAGUAUCCUUCGAACUUCAAGCGCUUUGAGGUCCCAAUGUUUGCCUUCGCCCAAGACAAAGACAACUUGAGUCACCAGGUGUAUGUCCACUGUGAUGUGGAGGUCUGUGAUGCCAGAAAUCCAGUGGGUGGAGCUUGUAAAGUGCAGUGUUCAAACCAGGAUGACAGAAUCAAAGGUCAAAAACGUGCUGUUUCAGAUGGUCACAUUUUCACACAAGUGUCAUCAGGACCCAUACUUAUAAACUAA